This is a messenger RNA of Lizanozyma spartinae, 2373 nucleotides long. RefSeq names its product 5-methyltetrahydropteroyltriglutamate-homocysteine S-methyltransferase (gene MET6). The coding region runs from base 1 to 2373 and encodes 790 amino acids. Gene Ontology annotation, molecular function: 5-methyltetrahydropteroyltriglutamate-homocysteine S-methyltransferase activity; zinc ion binding. NCBI's taxonomy places the organism in Eukaryota, Fungi, Ascomycota, Pichiomycetes, Serinales, Debaryomycetaceae. The record is from RefSeq and is a predicted model, not a curated record. The transcript has a single exon.
AUGGAGGUAAUAGAAAAUCUUAUCAAGUUUGAAAUUGUCAAAAGUAAUUAUCAAGCAACAAUGGUUCAAUCAGCUGUUUUGGGUUUCCCCCGUAUUGGAGGACAAAGAGAAUUGAAGAAGGUCACCGAAUCUUACUGGAAGGGAGGUGUCUCUACUGAAGACCUUUUAACUAAGGGUAAGGAAUUGAGAGCUCACAACUGGAAGUUACAAAAGGAAGCUGGUGUUGAUGUUAUUGCAUCCAACGAUUUCUCCUUUUACGAUCAAGUUUUGGAUCUCUCUCUUUUGUUCAACGCCAUCCCAGAAAGAUACACCAAGUUUGAUUUGGCUCCUAUUGACAUUUUGUUUGCCAUGGGUAGAGGUUUGCAAAGAAAGGCCACUGAAACCACUGCUGCUGUUGACGUGACUGCUUUGGAAAUGGUUAAGUGGUUUGACUCUAACUACCAUUAUGUCAGACCUACUUUCUCCCACGCCACUGAGUUCAAGUUGAAUACAGCUGCUGGUGUCAAGCCAGUCGAUGAAUACUUGGAAGCCAAGGCUUUAGGUAUUGAAACCAGACCUGUCAUUGUUGGUCCCGUCUCUUAUUUGUUUUUGGGUAAGGCUGACAAGGACUCCUUGGACUUGGAACCAAUCUCUCUCUUGGAUAAGGUUUUGCCUGUUUACAAGGAAUUGUUGUCUAAAUUGAAGGCUGCUGGUGCAACUCAAGUUCAAAUUGAUGAACCUAUCUUGGUUUUGGACUUGCCUCAAGAAGUUCAAGACAAGUUUGCAGUUGCUUACAAGGAAUUGGCUUCUGCUGACGUUCCUGAAUUGAUCUUCACCACUUAUUUCGGUGAUGUCAGACCAAACUUGGCUGCCUUGAAGGACUUGCCAGUUUCUGGUUUCCAUUUCGACUUUGUCAGAGGUGCUGAACAAUUUGACGAAGUUGUCGAUGCCUUGAUUGUCGGUACCAACAAGACCUUGUCUGUUGGUAUUGUUGACGGUAGAAACAUUUGGAAGAAUGACUUCUCCAAGUCCACUGCUUUGAUUUCUAAGGCCAUUGAAAAGGUUGGUGCUGAUAAGGUUGUUGUUGCUACCUCUUCUUCUUUGUUACACACUCCUGUUGAUUUGGAAAACGAAAAGAAGUUGGAUGCCACCAUCAAGGACUGGUUCUCCUUUGCUACCCAAAAGGUUGAUGAGGUUGUUACUUUAGCCAAGAAUGCUUCUGGUGAAGAUGUUUCUCAAAAGUUUGCUGCCAACGCUGCUUCCAUUAAAUCCAGAAAGGAAUCUUCAAUCACAACCAACCCUAAGGUUCAAGAAAGAAUGGCUACCAUCAACGAAGCUCUUUCCACCAGAAAGUCUCCAUUCCCAGAAAGAUUGGCUGUUCAACAAACCAAGUACAACUUGCCAUUGUUCCCAACCACCACCAUUGGUUCUUUCCCUCAAACCAAGGAUAUCAGAAUCAACAGAAACAAGUUUGCCAAGGGUGAAUUGUCCGCUGAAGAUUAUGAUGCUUUCAUCAGAUCUGAAAUCGACUUGGUUGUUAAAUUCCAAGAAGAAGUUGGUUUGGAUGUCUUGGUCCAUGGUGAGCCAGAAAGAAACGAUAUGGUUCAAUACUUUGGUGAACAAUUGGAUGGUUACGCCUUCACCACCAACGGUUGGGUUCAAUCUUAUGGUUCUCGUUAUGUUCGUCCUCCAGUGAUUGUCGGUGAUGUUUCUCGUCCAAAGGCUAUGACUGUUAAGGAAUCUGUCUAUGCUCAAUCCAUUACUUCUAAGCCAAUGAAGGGUAUGUUAACUGGUCCCGUCACUUGUUUGAGAUGGUCAUUCCCUCGUGAUGACGUUUCCCAAAAGGUUCAAUCCUUGCAAUUGGGUUUGGCCUUGAGAGAUGAAGUCCAAGACUUGGAAGCUGCUGGUAUCACUGUCAUUCAAGUUGACGAACCUGCCAUCAGAGAAGGUUUACCAUUGAGAGCUGGUAAGGAAAGAUCCGAUUACUUGAACUGGGCUGCUCAAUCCUUUAGAGUUGCUACUUCAGGUGUUGAAAACUCCACUCAAAUCCACUCUCAUUUCUGUUACUCUGAUUUGGAUCCUAACCAUAUCAAGGCCUUGGAUGCUGAUGUUGUCUCUAUUGAAUUCUCCAAGAAGGACGAUGCCAACUACAUUCAAGAAUUCUCCAACUACCCUAACCACAUUGGUUUGGGAUUGUUUGAUAUCCACUCCCCAAGAAUUCCUUCCAAGGAAGAGUUUAUUUCUCGUAUCGAAGAAAUCUUGAAGGUUUACCCUGCUGAAAAGUUCUGGGUCAAUCCUGAUUGUGGUUUGAAGACCAGAGGUUGGGAAGAAGUUAGAGCUUCUUUGACCAACAUGGUUGAAGCUGCCAAGUACUUCCGUGAGAAGUCUGCUUAA